This is a messenger RNA of Dinoponera quadriceps, 6300 nucleotides long. RefSeq names its product ETS-like protein pointed, isoform P2/D (gene pnt). The coding region runs from base 1284 to 3236 and encodes 650 amino acids. Gene Ontology annotation, molecular function: sequence-specific DNA binding; DNA-binding transcription factor activity, RNA polymerase II-specific. Gene Ontology annotation, cellular component: nucleus. Lineage: Eukaryota; Metazoa; Arthropoda; Insecta; Hymenoptera; Formicidae. The record is from RefSeq and is a predicted model, not a curated record. The transcript is spliced from 10 exons. Gene Ontology annotation, biological process: regulation of transcription by RNA polymerase II; cell differentiation.
GAGACGGCGAGUAGAACGUGACGAGACUCCGGAAUGUCUAACAUUUUCGAUUUAUCAGCGUACAUAUGUUUCUGCACUCGUAUAACUGAUAGAUCGGCUAAUAAUUAUCGUACAGUACAGAGGAAUCGUUGUACAAGCUCGGAUUUAGUCGUCCACCAUUAACUUACGAUCGUUCUCUUCCUGCCAGUCGGUACUAAGUCAGUCAUCUAGAUUAAUAUGGUGUGAAAUGAAGUAAAGAAUUAGUUAAAGAAAUAUGUAAACGAUGUUAAUCAAUGUUUCGAUAUCGUUCGACUCGCUAUCUACUUCCAUAUUCGUAAAUAAGAAAAUUGUGAUAAAAGUUACAGUGAUUCUUGUGUUUCUCUCGUGAUAUCUUCCUCAAAUAUUAUUUGAUUAUAGCUAGAAUAUUAAAAUAUUUCCGUAAAUCAGACAAAGCGAAUUCGUUAAUUGAUAAAACAGAAAAAUCGGCAAGCUCUCAGGUUAUGUUUGUACACUUAUUUCCAAGCUUUUUUCCUCGUCAGAUCGGCUGAAAAACAUUAACGUUCGUUGACAAUCUAUCACAUUGACAUUUCACCCGUCACGAGUUACGUCUAUUGAUUCUACGUAGUAUUAGAUCACGACAUACGCGUUGUACGCCGUUGCGUCACUCCAUUCGGACGUUUCAUUCAACUUGAAGUCUUUCGUACGAAGGUCAGGCAACUCGCGUCUAUCGCCGGCACUAGCACUCUCUCUCCAUUCUUUAUCCGCUCUAAGCUGUCCCUCCCUUUCCUUUCGUUGUUCCUUUCUUCCUCAGCAUGCAACGCACAUACUAGCCUCUCUCCCUCGAACAUCCAACCACCACUUCUCCAUUUCACUUCGCUUAUAUCUUAACGUAAAGAUCUGUUUUCCAAAUUUCCCAUUAACUCUCUUAUUUUCCUUUUUGCCUUUGAUUUCUUUUAUGGUUUUGUUUUAUCUUUAUCUUGCCUUUUUACCGAUAGUAAUAUUCCAUGAGCUACCUUUAUUCGAGCUGCCUUUCUUUGCAAGAAUUAACUUACGUUUCUAUACAAGAAUCGAUGAUGCGUUUUCUACGUUAAAUAUCGGUAAACAUCUUUUGUACUGAACGUAUUUUACCAAAAUUAUCAAUCGAGAUAACGCGCAAUGUGGUAACGUGAAACCACCAGUUUGACGGGCUCCAGAGGGGGUUUGUGACACGUUUCAUCGUAGUUGAUCUUUCUCUGAGCAAUCUUAGGCUGUAGAUCUCAAACUCCACCGACCUGAGCGUAUUGUAAAACGAUGCACGAAACACGAUGUGUAUCGCGCGCGACGUCCGAGGCAUGGGCAGCUUUCUGGGAGCCAACGGCAUCGCCGAUGGUAGCGGUAUGCUGACAGUGAUGGCGAAAUUGUUGAAACAAGAGCUGGCUUCCGACGCCGAGGAGGAGAGCCUGGUGCCAGCACUCUCCGGCAGAUUCACCUCGAUGCAGAAGGUGCCCUCCCUCUCGGACCUCUCCGAUCCGGAAAGCUCCUUAGAUAUACCGGCGCAAGUGCCGCCGUUAACACCUGGGACCAACAAGAAGAUGACCGAGGCUCUGGAGGCCUCCUUCGCAUCUUGGGAAAAGGAACGACUUCGCUUGAACAUAACUAAAGAUCCGAGGCAAUGGUCGGAAGCAGCUGUCGCCCACUGGUUGCACUGGGCUAUUGGGGAAUUCUCGUUGGAGGGUGUGGCGGUGCAGCCGUGGCAGCACAUGACCGGGAAACAGAUUUGUGCCAUGGGGAAGGAGUCCUUUCUAGCACGUGCCCCCGCCUUCAUGGGCGACAUCCUAUGGGAGCAUCUUGAGAUCCUGCAAAAAGAUGUCGACGCAGCGAAGGCCUCUCUGGAGAACGUGCCGGCGAACUUGUAUGAAAGCGUAUGCGUGCCAGAUUUAGGUGAUUUUUUGGGAUACCAGGGCGGCCAUCAGGUGGCAGCAUCGGAACAUAAAAACCCACCGACGCCCGCCGGUUCUGUCGCCUCGAACAACUCCUCCGGUCCUCCUCAGAGCGGUACGCAACAACAACCCCCGAUACAACAACCCUCUUCGGGCGCGGUCUCCCUGCCAUCGAGACAGUAUCAUAACGAUGGCGGUUACAAUCAUCUUCGCAGUCCCGUGUGCCAAGACGAGAGUCAAAGAGACGAAACGUCGCCACCGCCCCACAGCCAUAGCACCCAACCACCGACCUCUCACUCUAGUACUCCUAACAGUAAUAACAAUAAUAAUAACAACAACAAUGCUAACAACGCGUACAUCCAUCUACGAAAUUUAAAUCAGCUCAAAACGGAAUCGAACUACAGCAAUCAUCACAUAGCAGAGCAUCUUCAAGGAGGAGGAGGUGGCGGACUGGGCAGCGGGGGUGAUCUCGCUGGUACAGGGAAUAACGAGAGCGAGUUGAGAGUCAGCGCGACCGCCACGGAGAGUUACAUGACGCCGGCGCACUAUUCCGGAUACGACGAUACCUCCGAGUAUCACAGCUUGCCGCAGGACCACCAGACGCCGCAUUCUUACAAUUUGGACAGUUCGCCGGAGUUCUACAGCACCAGCGGGAUCCACAUCGAGUCGAAGUAUCAGCCUUCACCGUUCAAGAAUUAUCCCCGAGGUCGCUAUCACGAAGGUUACAGCGAGGGCGGAUACGGAUACGAUGCAGCGCCGUUUCAAACGGUUCCCGGAAGCGGGAGCGGUGCUGGAGGCGGCGGCGUUGGCGGUGAUCAAUGGGGUGUCGGACUCGGUGAACAUCCUCUGCCCCAUCCCGCGUUUCUAUCAGGGCUUGGACCACGAGACUCCUCCAAUCCCCAUCAUCCUACGUCUAUUGCCAAUAACGCGGACCAAAAGCCAUUGCUGCAAAGCACCAUGCUCCCCGGUUAUGCAGGUGGCGGACCAUGUUUCACUGGAUCAGGUCCGAUACAACUGUGGCAAUUUCUGCUGGAGCUUUUAACUGACAAAUCGUGUCAGGGUUUCAUCUCGUGGACCGGCGACGGCUGGGAAUUCAAGCUGACCGACCCGGACGAGGUUGCGCGCCGUUGGGGCAUUCGCAAAAAUAAACCCAAGAUGAAUUACGAGAAGCUGAGCCGAGGUUUACGCUAUUACUACGACAAGAAUAUCAUACACAAAACUGCUGGGAAGCGAUACGUGUACCGCUUUGUAUGCGACUUACAAAGUCUACUAGGAUACAGUCCUGAGGAGUUACAUGCAAUGGUAGACUUGAAACCCGAGAAGAAGGAAGAAGACUGAGUUUUUGUUAAUGAACAUGCUUUUAGGACUGUGUCACACCGAUAAAUGAAACACAAUUUCUUCGCGCCGUGCAAAGAACAGAGAGAGAGAGAGAGAGAGAGAGAGAGAGAGAGAGAGAGAGAGAGAGAGAGAACGGCGGGACAAAGUAUCCGUUACUAAGAAAUCACUAUAAGAUAACUAUUCAGCAGAAGACUGUGAUAGUGCGUCUUCUUUGUUCAGAUGUAACAAAAUCGAAUCGGUCGUAUGUACCAAAGACAGGGUCUGCAUACCAUUGGUGCCUAAAGUUAAUGAAUCGUGAAUUUGUUUCUAAGUGAUUAAUUUGUCACAGCAGAUUUUAGAGGAUAUUUAUAGGAAUAACUCGUCAAUUUAUACAUAUAUAAAUAUAUAUAUUUUUAAUGUUAAAUGAUUUUUCAACAACUAUUAAGCACAUCAGAUCAUCUGAUGGUGCCCCUAAAUUAUUUAUGACUCAUUUUAACAUGUGUGUUAUAUCUCGUUGAUACAAUGAUAGAUGACACGAUAUGUGAUUGUUAUUACUAUAAUUUUACUAUAAUAAACUCAUACAAUAUACUAUUGUAGCGAGCUUCAAUCCGAUAUUUUCAUGCUUUUCUAUGUAUAGAUUAAUUAAGAUUACAACACUACUUUUCUAUCUUCCAAGCUCGCUUCUCACCAAGAGAAAAAAGAAAACGACGUAUUUUAUAUUAUUUCUUAAUUCUUAAAUAUAUUUCGUAUGUGCUCGAUAUAGUAAAACAUAUCUAAUAUCCACUUCGCAAUAAAAGCCGUUGCAAAGUGUAAUCCGAGUUGGAAAAGUGCGUUAUAAGUGAAAAGAGUAUGCUGUUAAUUUAUCUAGUUCUCCUUAAAAGUAACGUUUGUAUUAUGAAAUUGGCUUUCGUUCGCUAAGAUAUUUUUCUAUACUGAGACAUUGAUUUAAAAAAUCAAUUUCAAAUGAAUAUUUACACGUAAAAGAAAGAGGGCCAUGUGCAACCAGUAUUCCACAAUAUGGACGGAAGUAUUACGAAAUUUAUAAACAAGAUUACAUGACAAAUGUAUUGCGGCACAUAAAAAGGGUUUCAUUUUUACUUCAAAUUAUUUAUAAUUGACUGAAACAGUAUCUGACGAUUUUCAAUGUUUAUCUAUUGCACGGUUUAUAAUUUUCUUGUUUAAAACAUAAAUUUACUAUCCUUGGAUAUAUAAGUAGCUGAAUAUAGAACAAGUUUUCUUCGCUCUUGUAACGCGUGGAACAUUGAAUAAUGCAAUUAGAUCAAAUUUUAAGCGAUAUAUACGUAGCUACUUUAAUUUCAUAAUUUGACAAGCGUAAUUUUUUUAUGCGUAAACGACCAGUGUUUUAAUCAGGGAAAAUGUUACAUCGAAUUGCUUGAAUGUAAAUGACACCGCAGAUAUACAGCGAUGCCACGAAAGUCGAAAAAUCGGAAAACGAGCAAUAUACUUCGUGUUUUUUUCUUUACACGUGUCGUAUAUCGUAUAUAUAUAUAAUAUAUAUACAUACAUAUAAAUAUCUAGGAAAUUACAUAUACACGAGUAUGUAUAUGACUUAAACUAUUUUUCUAUUCGCUGUGUUUGUUAAGUUUCCACGUACCAAAAUACUUUGAAGCCUGUUUGAGACGAUCUGUAAUUCGCGACAGAACUCGCUAGGGAGUGUUAUUUGUGUUUUUACAUGCCGUAUAAUACAGAGAGCACUUGAGAAUUUAUAAGUGUAUAUGUAUACAUGUGUAUAUGCAUACUUUUAUGAAUGUAAUUGGGACCCUUCAAUUGCUCUCUGUAUUCUAAGCCCACUUUAGGCAAUUUAAUUGGCGACAAAAUUUUAUCUGUAAUGCUAUGCGCUGCAUACAUAAGAUGGGACAUUGAAAACAAAAAACGUUGAAAUUUACACAUGUACAAUGAGUUUCAAAACGGUUGAACAUUUUUUUUCGAUACAGUUCGGAAUACAAAUGAUGGUCCAAUAACAGAACUCGUUUUCGAAAAAUAAGUUCUCUCAUUGGACCGUCAGGACCGUUGCAUUUCGAAUUGCAUCGUAAAGUAAGUUCAAACCGUUUUGGAAAUGCAUAAUCUGUUUCUAAACGGUUAGAACACUGUUUUCCGAUGCAGCUUGGAGUACAGCCAAUAGAUCAAUGAGAGAAUUUAUUAUUCGAAAACGAAUUCUCUCAUUGGAUCAUUGUUUGCGUUCUGAACUGCAUCGUUCAAAAGAAGUUCAAACCGUUUAGAAACCAACUAACAUGUAUAUAUAUAUAUAAACAUAUAUAAUGUACUCAAUGUGCUCACAGUUGCGAAUUUAUUUCUGAUUCUUUCAAUGUUAUGCUAUGUUGCACAGCACAUUGCAAUGGAAUGUUAGAGAAACUGCAAGAGAGCUCGCGAAAUUAUGUUUCUAAACUUCUCUGAAAGUCCUGAAAUUUUCUAAAUUGCAAAUAACUUUCUAUCCAUCCUGUUGAAUUGUGAAUCGUCUAAGAUGGGCGGCACGUGAAAUUACAAAAUUAAAGUAGCGAACAACAGAUCAUCCGGAAUCAGUUUUACACCACGUGCUAAUGAGCGACGAUGAACGCUGUGGUAUCUUCGCGUGUAUAAUUAACAGUAUACUAAUUUCAGAGAUCGUUCGCGAGUUUAUUACGUUAAUCGAGGAUUGUUGAGGAGAAGCGAAAGUCGGUAGCGAUUCUAUUAAGGUCUCUUGUUAUCGAAACAGCCACCAGGAUCCUUUUAGCGCGGUAAUCGUUACAAUUAAAGUUUCUCCUAGUUGUAUCGCGCGGUCGACCCGCGGACAUUAAUAAAUUAUAUUAAAUACUCUUAGCCUCACGAGUACACACAAACACACACGCACAUACAUAUACACACGUACACACACACACGCACACACACACACACACACAGAGAAUGCAAUGUAUAAAGAGCUACUCGAAUGUUAAUAUUAAGUUAUCGCGGUUUUGGCACUUGUUACUCAAAGAGAGCCAUACUUCUUUCCCAGAAUUAUUAUAGCAUUUCAAAAGAGACACGCGAAUGCGGAAACUUUUUAGUAGAUGCAAUAAAAAAAGAAUAAAGAGAUUUUUAUAAAUACAUA